AUGUUUCGUUUGAUAGAUGAGGGCUACGGCCCAGUGCAGGCUCUGUUGCUUCUCUCCAGCUUCAGACAUACGAAACCUGCCCAACAACCUCUGCUGCCUACGACCAACGCGAACAUGUCUCUUGUACCAGGGGGAAGCGCUCUCCUCAACAUCACUCAAGCUGCCAUCAAUGUCUUUCUAGGAUCGCAACAGGACGACGGCCUGAUCGGCGGCCUCACCUACUGGCAAGUCGCUAAUGGCUAUACCGCAAUCGCGCUACACGACACCUGGUCCAACACUUCCUCCUACAGCGGUACCUUGGAGGAGCUGAUUGGCAAGGUCGAGGUCAACAACACGAACUGCAUCAACGCCAUGAACGACGACUCGAUGUGGUGGGCUGUCUGUUCGCUGGAGCUCUUCGAUCUGACCGCUGCACAGGACCAUCUCACGGUGGCUGAGGCCAUUUGGGAACACGUCAACCAAUUCGUGAUUCCGCAGGGUAAGUAUGUCAUUAACGGCACCGACAUGGGCGGCGGAGUGAUCUGGUCGAGCAGGCCGAAUGAGACUCAAGUGAAUGCCGUCACCGCCGGCCUCUACGCGGAGCUUUCGGCGCGGCUGGCGUCUCAGAAAACGAACGAGACAUACAGAGAAGGACUCCUCGCCUCGGCCAUCAACACUUUCUCCUGGAUCUUACGCAGCAGAUUCGAUCAGGACGAGUAUGUCGUUCUGGACCACAUCGAUCUCGAAACUGGCUGGGGCUACGACUGGACAUUUACGUACAAUACCGGCCAAGCUAUUGCCGCAUCUGUUGCCAUCUAUAACACCUUGAAAGCAAGGGACUUGGACUUGACCCAAUCGGCAACGACAGAAGCGUACCUGGACCUGGCCUGCGACAUGGCGAGCUAUGCACUGAACCGAAGUAGUUGGGUCGACUCGAAUGGAACUCUGACAGAGCCCGGCGCCUAUCCCGGCACUGGGCCCGACAAAAUCCCAGCAUGGCAGGACAACGACGCUGUCGGCUUCAAGGCCAUCUUGCUACGGAGCCUGGCCAAGCUGUACAAGAUCCUCGUCCGUGACAACAGCCACGCGGAAAUGCAGACGCAGUUGGCCAGCUUCAUCCAGACGCAGUUCCAGAGUUUGCAGCUUAGGGACACGAAUUGGCAGGGACAAUACGGCCCCUGGUGGGAUGGGCCCAUGGACUUGCCAACAAGUCACUCUCAACUGGCGGCACUGGAUGUGAUGGCGGCAAUCCAUGCCGUGUGA
Molecule: messenger RNA, 1242 nt
Organism: Fonsecaea multimorphosa CBS 102226
Lineage: Eukaryota; Fungi; Ascomycota; Eurotiomycetes; Chaetothyriales; Herpotrichiellaceae
Exons: 1
Coding region: 1-1242 (413 amino acids)
Biological process (GO): carbohydrate metabolic process
Source: RefSeq, a predicted model, not a curated record